CAUGGUAUUGCCAGCUGCCGCAGUGGCGUCUAGGCGGCAGUCUCGAUGGCUUUUACGGUGGCGGACAUUCAGCGUCUGGCCGAGGCCAAGCUGGAAGAGAGCGCGAGGACCUACAUCGCCAUCGGAGCAGGCCAAGAGCAGACCAUCGUGGACAACACACGCGCCUUCCAGAGGUUUCGCUUCAGACCCCGCAUCCUCGUGGACGUGGAUGCGAUCAGGACGUCGACCAGCUUGCUGGGACACGCUGUCCCUUUUCCUGUUGGUUUGUCUCCGUCAGCGACCCACAAGAUCGCGAACCCCGUCGGAGAGGUCGGCACGGCGCAAGCUGCGCAGGAUGCUGGCACGGUGAUGAUUCUGAGCUGCUUGAGCAGCGUGACGCUGGAGGACGUCAGGGCCAAGGCGCCCGACUGCCUGAUCUGGCAGCAGGUGUACUUGUUCAGCGAGAGGUGCCUCACUGAGAACCUGGUCAAGAGGGCCGUGGCGCAAGGCUGCAAGGCCAUCGUGGUCACCGCUGACGCGCCUGUCGACGGAGACAAAGUGAGCCGCCACGAGUACCCGCACAGCCUUCCCAGUGGAAUCAGUACCGCCAACCUGGACGCUGCGUUUUCCUAUCACCGGCCCGGAUGUACAGCCGCUGGCGAGCACUCCCGUGAAGUGAGCGCCAUGUUUUCUGCCACCUUCAAAGAGAUUGAAUGGCUGCGCAGCCUUUCGGAGCUUCCCGUUAUCGUCAAGGGCGUUUUCAGGGCCGAAGAUGCGCUGCAAGCUUACAGGCACGGUGCAGCGGCCGUCAUUGUCUCCAACCACGUGGACCAGUGGUGA
This is a messenger RNA of Rhipicephalus sanguineus (brown dog tick), 819 nucleotides long. Its product is annotated as L-lactate oxidase-like. The record is from RefSeq and is a predicted model, not a curated record. Lineage: Eukaryota; Metazoa; Arthropoda; Arachnida; Ixodida; Ixodidae. Gene Ontology annotation, molecular function: oxidoreductase activity. The transcript has 6 exons. Bases 46 to 819 code for a protein of 257 amino acids.